Lathyrus oleraceus (garden pea) is the source of this 1387-nucleotide messenger RNA. RefSeq names its product probable transcription factor At1g61730. The transcript has a single exon. Gene Ontology annotation, biological process: regulation of DNA-templated transcription. Gene Ontology annotation, cellular component: nucleus. NCBI's taxonomy places the organism in Eukaryota, Viridiplantae, Streptophyta, Magnoliopsida, Fabales, Fabaceae. The record is from RefSeq and is a predicted model, not a curated record. Bases 60 to 1124 code for a protein of 354 amino acids.
UAUGAAUUGAUUAAUUACAAUUACACUCUCAAAAACCCUAUUCCUAAUCCCAAAUUUCCAUGGCAACCAUGAAACACCGUCCUUCUCCUCUCGACGAACCACCCUCCGCCUCUUCCUCCUCCUCCGAGGAUGAUCGGAACUCUACUUCUCAAAAGCCAGAAGAAGAGGAAGAUUCAUCUGAUGAUGACUCUUCUUCCGAAGAAGAAGCAGAGGAAGUUCAUGCUUCGACAAAACCUCCAUCACCCACUCCAAGUUCAAACCCUAAAUCUGCGUCCUCCGAAUCAGAAUCUGAUUCCGAACCGAAACCGGAACAAGAACCAACACCACCUCCGAAUACCAAUGCCAAACCACUCGCUUCCAAACCGACGAAGGUUCAAACCUCUCCUUUACCUGCCAAAUCAGGAACAAAGCGUGCCAUGGAGAACACCAACACUGAAAAUGACUCUAAGCGGUCGAAGAAGACCGCUGAUAAUGGUUCCCACGACGAGAAGGAAGUGGCGAAAGCCUCUAAGACUUCCUCUCACAGACUCUUCAGCGAAGAAGAUGAACUCGCCAUUCUGAAAGGUCUUGCUGAUUUCAUUUCCAAAACCGGAAAAGAUCCAAUGAAUGACACACCAGCAUUUUACUCUUUUGUGAAGAAAUCUCUUCAAGCUGACGCCAACAAAGGACAACUGAGGCGGAAACUUCGCAGUCUGAAGAACAAGUAUGAAAGCAAUGGAGAUUUUACCAAAGAGCAUGAUAAGAAAGCUUUUGAACUUUUCCAGAAGAUCGGCUUCAAAAAUGAAGCUAAAGAAAGUAAUGAGAAAACACUGAAAAACUGCUCUGCUUCUGUUUCUGCUAAAGAAGUAUUACUUUCUGAGAAGAAGAAGGAAACUGUGAAAGAUGUUAUUAAGAGUUUGUCUUUUGCUGAAAUGGUUAGGUUUGGUGAUGAAUUGGGGUUGUCUUUGUUGAACAUGAAUGCAAUGAAGAAGGGAAUGGAACUGAUGGGAGAAUCAAAGAUGGCUGUUUUUGAAGAGAGAUGGAAAAAGGUUCAAAUUGCUGAGAUGGAAUUGCUUAUGCUUCGAGCAGAGUUGGUUAGAGAUCAAACUAGCAUGAUAUUGGAGGCAUAUAACAAUUCUAACUAACUACUAUAACUUUUGAUGCAUAUAAGAAUAGAAACCUAAUCUAGUUUUGGGUAUAGUUUUUUUGCAGGGUUUUGAGACCUUGGUUUUGUGGUUAAUCUAACAGUAAGUGGUUCAUCUUUUUUGAUGCUGUCAUUGAUCUAUCAUGUUGUUAACCUCUGUUGAGAGUGUUUUGAACCUCUGUUUAGAAAGUUUUGUAUGUUUCUUAUUGACAGUAUUUUGAAAAGUAUUAUGAAAGGAUGACUAUAUUAAUGAGGUUUAUUUCU